AGGGACCCGGGCCGUGUCCCCUCGCUGAGCUGGGGUCGGAUUCGUGCCUGCCCCCCUUAACGCUGCGAUAAUCAAAGAACAUCGGAGCGCUGCCCGCGGGGUCAGUGUCUGCUUACCCACCUCCCCACCCCGCCUUCCCCGCUGCUCCUUCGGCAGUGACGGCCUUUGCUCGUCGGUUUAAAGGUGCUGAGCCCUGUUACGCACGGCGGCCCCGCAGCGCAGCACUCCCGCAGCUGGGCAAAGCCUCCGGGGGGCGGACGUGGGGUGCGGGGCUCGCAGCUCCCCGUGGGCCGAACUCCCCCCGCCGCCCGAGCAUCGCUCGCCGCGCUGCGCUCGACCCCGGUCCCCACGGGGGCGCUGCGGGAUCCCGGCUGCUCGCGGGGCUGCGGGCCCGGCUCCGUGCUGGGGGACCGCCGCUGCCCGCCCGCCGCUGCCCGGCCCUGCGCACCGGCCCCAGUGCCCAUGGCUCCGUACCGCAUCCGGCUGUACCGCGACGAGGACUACGCUGCCGUGCGCUCCCUGUUUGCCCAUGGCAUCAUCGAGCACGCGCCGGCCAUCUACAGGCACAUGCUGCGCUCCACGCGGGUGCAGCUGGGGCUGCUGGCCCUGUUCACGGCCGUGCGUGCCGCAGCUGGCAGCUGGCUGCUGGCACUGGCAGCCGUGGCGCUGGUGCUGGCGGCCACCUGGCCCAUGAUGCGUUCCUUCAGCACGUCCUACGUGCAGGAGGCGCUGAUCACUGAUCUGUGCGACAUCGACAGCAGCUACAUGCGGGCACCCGACUCCUGCUUCUGGGUGGUGGAGGCCGACGGGGCGGUGGUGGGAAUGGUGGCUGUGGCCCCGCCGCAGGACCCGGCUCAGCGCGGGGAGGCCCUGGAGCUGAAGCGGAUGUCGGUCAGCAAGAAUCACCGCGGCCACGGCAUCUCCAAGGCGCUGUGCGGGGAGGUGCUGCGCUUCGCCCAGGCGCGGGGCUACAGAGCUGUGAUGCUGUACACCUCCAUAGUGCAGGUGGUGGCCCAGCGGCUGUACGAGAAGCAGGGCUUCAGGAAGGUGGGUGCCAGCAGCCCCUCGCUGCUUGCCAGCCUGGUCUCCUUCCAGAUCUUCCAUUACCGCCUCGAGCUGCCCGGCCGCCCAUAGGGCCUUCCCUGUUCCUGUAGCACUGAGAAAUAAAGAGAGACUGUGGGAA
Messenger RNA from Tympanuchus pallidicinctus (lesser prairie-chicken), 1183 nucleotides. Its product is annotated as putative N-acetyltransferase 8B. The record is from RefSeq and is a predicted model, not a curated record. The coding region runs from base 463 to 1134 and encodes 223 amino acids. Gene Ontology annotation, molecular function: N-acetyltransferase activity. The transcript has 2 exons. Lineage: Eukaryota; Metazoa; Chordata; Aves; Galliformes; Phasianidae.